This is a messenger RNA of Spodoptera litura, 7596 nucleotides long. Its product is annotated as hemicentin-1. Gene Ontology annotation, molecular function: calcium ion binding. The record is from RefSeq and is a predicted model, not a curated record. NCBI's taxonomy places the organism in Eukaryota, Metazoa, Arthropoda, Insecta, Lepidoptera, Noctuidae.
CCUAUCCGAUGCUAUGUGAACAAAAGCAUCUAAAAUAGCUAUCUAUUAGUCAUAUUCUAGUACAAUCUCCGACUGUUAAGGUCCCUCAAAGUCAUCCCUCGUGCACUUGUCUUAUGCGACCUCAUAUCUAGCCUCACGGCAUGCAUUCCUUUCGCCACCACUAUCUACUCGACCAGUAGAUAAAGUAGCAAUAAUAAAUAACUACAAUAGUUAUAAGAAGACGAAUGAAAGACGUGUGUGUUAAAAAUACAUAUUAAAGUUGUCAAGGAAAUCACAGAAUCAUCUAAUAUAUAGUAUGCUUAACAUAAAUGUACUUAAGUAAAUUAUUUCCUUACUCCAACCCACAUUGAUUACUCGGUCAGAGGUUACAGAUAAGUCCAAUAAAACGAACCACUGAACAAAAGAGUGUUUGCUAAAUUUACACCAUAAUGUGUUAGUGUUAAAAAUGUUUCAUAAAGUGAAGUGUUUUCUCCUUAUUACUUGUGUAUUUAUAUUUGGCAUCGAGUGUAAGAAGGUUAAUAGGAGAUCGACUGAAGAUAAAGAUGGUGGGAAGAGUAGCUUGGCGUUUAUUUUCGAUACGACUGGUUCGAUGUACAAUGACUUGCGACAGCUACGGGAGGGAGCUGAAAUGAUCCUGAAUACUGCUCUACAGGAAAGUGGUGUCAUCGCUGACUUUGUGUUUGUGCCGUUCCAUGACCCCUUGGUUGGCCCAGUAACAGUGACAAAGAAUAAAAGGGUAUUCCAAAGAGCGUUAAACAUGGUCCACGUUCAGGGAGGAGGUGACUGUCCUGAGAAGUCUUUGACGGGAAUACAGCUAGCUCUGAAUGUCAGUAGACCAAGGUCCUUUCUGUACGUGUUUACGGACGCGACCGCUACCGACCAUCGCAUUGUUGGCAAAGUACUGGACGCUAUACAACGAAAGCAGAGUCAGGUGGUGUUUAUACUAACCGGUCACUGCAACGAUUUGAAGCGACCCUCGUACAAAGUGUACCAGCAAGUUGCCGCCGCUAGUUCUGGACAAAUAUUCAACUUGAAUAAGACCAAUGUGCACAUGAUGCUGGAUUUCGUAAAAAGUUCUAUAAAAGGUCGCACAGUGAAUUUAGCUUCUGUAUCAAAUCCUCCCGGAUAUAAUUAUACUCAAGAGAUUCCAGUGGACAGCACUUUGGGAGAGGUCACGGUGUCUGUGUCGGGAGUGAAGCCGAAGAUAUCUGUAAUAGACCCUAAUGGCGAAAAACUGACUGGACCCCCUAAACUGAUCACCACACUUGACCUUUCCGAGAUUAUGAUAGUGAAAGUGAUGCAGCCGGAGCCAGGGAACUGGACGGUGACUGUGGGCAGUGAGAAGGAGCACUCGGUCAAAGUGGUCGGACUGUCCAAUGUGACCUUCAACCACGGGUUCUCAGUGGAACAGCCUAAGUCUAUGAAGGAAACCAGCUAUAGACCCUUGAAAGGCACAUACAACCACAUGCUGAUCUCGUUGUCACCACCAAAUGUGACGGCUAGCAUUCAGUACGCGGAGAUAUUGACUCUAGACGGACGCUCGCUCUUUGAACUACCCCUUAAAAAAAUCGACAACAACUUGUACAGUGCAGACCCAUUCAUUCCACCUGACGACUUCUUCUAUAUCGCUAUCAAUGGCCAAGACAAGUACAAGCAGGAUUUGCGAAGGAUAGGUGCAACUGCGAUACAGGCACAGUUACCAGAUGUUCCCUACCUAACAGCAUCUAGAAAGGUGGAAGCGCAUUCCCACUCGCGCGUGGUGUUAUCAUGUUCUGUUGAGAGUUUGGUACCGGUCACUGCUAUGUGGACCAAGGACGGAACGAAAAUGUAUAAACAAAUCACCAGCUUACAAACAACGUCGAUUGACUUCGUGAUAGACAAUAUGAAAGAAGAAGAUGUCGGUACAUAUAGAUGUAUCGCUCACAAUAUGGCUGGGGUCAGCAGGACUAGCACCGUACUCGACCUUAUUGUUGAACCACCUCAAAUAACUAUGGAACCGGAAAAUACUACGGAAUUAGAAGUAGGUGACACUUUAACAAUAUCCUGUACUGUGUACAGCGAAGCACUCCUUUUAGAAAACCGACUGAUCUUCAAUGGGAGUCAAACACAUUAUGCUACCGAAAUAGACAAGGAGCCGAAAUUAGAAGGAGUGUACCCGUAUAAGAAAAAUAUUAAAAUAGAUUCUGAUACUGUUGGCUUGUACACGUGUGUCGCUGCUAACAGAGGUGGCAAAACAAACCAAACGACGCUUAUAAAAUUGAAAGCAGAUCCAACUGCACAAAUAUUAGGCCCUCACACACUGUCAAAGAAGAUUAACUCCAGCAUGCAGCUCGUAUGUACUGUGGAUAACGCGGGCGCUGUCGUAUGGACCGCGCCUAAUGGGACUGUGGUCAGGUCCAGAAAUAUUACAGGACCUUCUAAUGACAUGCUAGAAAUAAAGAAUGUUACUAAUGAUGGUGAAUGGACAUGCUCGGCGGUUAGAGGAUCUCGUAGAGGUAUCGAUAAAGUGAAUGUAAAUGUCCUAAUAAAGCCAGUAGUCAGUAUAAUAGGUUCAAAGAACAUAACGAUACUGAACGGUACUGUCGUCGAAGUGAAUUGUGAAGUGGUCGCCAAGCCAUCGCCGCGGAUAUUGUGGCACAGAGAGACUGAGACUUUUCUUAAUAAUACUAUAAAACAAAUACAACCGAAUGUAUACCGAAGUGUAUUGAAAUUGAAUUCAAGUGCGGACUCUGUGGCCGCCACUUACUUCUGCUUUGGAGAAAAUUCUGAAGGCAUACAUCAAGACAGUCUGACCGUCCAUGUUCGGAGAAAGAUGAAAUUACUUCAUGGAUUCGAAGAUCAAUCAGUGCAGCUCUAUUAUCAAGUUGAACUGCAGUGUGUUAUCGAUUCUUAUCCUUUGCCCAACAUUAUUUGGUACCAUAAUGGUACUGAACUAGUCACUAACAGUAACGUACACGUUUCCGAGGACAACUCUACAGUGUAUUUAAAAAGAAUCGAGUUUAAUGACCUAGGUGGCUACACCUGUAUAGCCGAUAAUGGCUAUGAAAAUAUAAUAGUGAGUGGAACAAUUGGUGUCACUGGUUUAGCGGCUCCCGUUAUAUCUAAAGAGUUGACAAAAAUAACUGCCCGCUCCGGCAACUCUACUAAAAUCACAUGUAGAGUUCUCAAAGGCAGCCCAGAGCCUACAAUAUCUUGGGAAUUUAAAAAGCAAUCGUCGAAUGAAUUUGCCACUUUACCUGAUGGCGUGGUCAAUAAUGAGAAGGAACUUAUUUUAAGUAAUACAGUGGAAGAGCAAAGUGGUGUGUAUCGGUGUACCGCAGUUAAUGUGAUCGGAAAAGACGUUUAUGAUGUCCUCCUAGUAAUACAAUAUCCACCUCGCAUUGAUAGUACUUUAGAAGGCGUUAAUAAACCUCGAGAGGUAAAGCUGGGGAAUGAAGUGAAAUUUUCCUGCAAAACGGAGGGCUCCCCACCCCCUAUACUAGUGUGGACCAAAGACACACGUCCUCUGGUGUACUCUGACAAUAUAAUUCUUUCAGAUAAAAACGAGCUGUCGAUAAAGAGUGUGUCAGCGUAUGAUUCAGGCACUUACACUUGCACUGCUACUAGUACGAUUGGCUCUACACAUAAGGACUUCACACUGAUCGUAUACGACCCGCCCAAAGUAACAUCUUCACCUGAAACUUUACUUGAAGUACUAGAAGGGCAACGAGUUGAGUUACCCUGUAGUGCACAAGGAGUCCCAUCACCAAUAGUGGAGUGGACGCAAAAUGGUGCACCAUUGUCUGAUCACAGGAAAUAUGUUGACGAGUAUGGAUUGAGCUUUGUGGCCAACCUGACUGAUUUCGGAGAUUAUGCUUGUACGGCUUCAAAUGUUUAUGGGAAUACUUCUGUUACAUACACGGUACACAUAUGGGUGCCCCCAUACAUAGGACCUCCAUUAUACAGUAUGAAGGUAGUUUUGCUCGGCGACAAUGUAACGUUACAAUGUGACGUCAUCGGGUUUCCAGUACCCACUGUGAGGUGGCAGUUUCAAGACAGCUUACUGACUUCUAAUACUUCAGACUUGAGUACAAACGACAUUGGCAAUUUGUAUAUAAAUCAAGUGAAACAUAACCAUGAAGGUUCAUAUGUGUGCGUAGCUGAAAACAAUGGCGGUAUUGCUGAAAAAAGUACUUACCUCAAAGUUAAUGAACCACCACAAAUUUUAGAGGACAAUUACACUGGACCGUAUUUAGCUACAACUAUGGAUACGGCACUCACAAUUGCUUGCCGAGCUACUGGGAAACCUAAACCUUAUGUCGUGUGGUCUAAAGACGAAUUUUAUUUGAAUAACGAUCCUCGAUACACCAUAGAUUUAGACGGUACAUUGACGAUCAAGUCUCCGUCAGAAGAUAUGAGCGGCAACUACACUUGUACUGUGAAGAAUUCCAUCGGAGUGGUGAAUAAGACGGUACCUGUUGAAAUAUAUUCAAUUCCGGUUCAUUCACAAUCAGAAGAGAGCUUGUCUUCAGUGACGCUGGUAGAAGGAACUAACGCUACGGUCGAGUGCCCCGUCACAGGCUCGCACUCACUCAAAUGGUAUAAGAAUGCGAACGUGAUAUCAUCAGGUCCUCUUCUUCUAACAAACGUGUCUCGAUACAACGCAUCUACAUAUACUUGUGUAGCAAGAAAUGUAGUUGGUUCUGCUUAUGCUAAAGUACAAGUCGUGGUUGAAUGGCCUCCAGCCUUUGUAGACCAUACUUCGACCAGUGUGGAAGUGUUGAGAGGAGACGACUGGUACUUCGACUGCGCUGCCGAUGCAAAACCUAGAGCUAAGACUAAAUGGAUGUUCAAGUCCAAACCUCUAGUGUUUGAAGACAAGCCCCGUUUGAAAGUGAUCAAUAUACAGCCUCAUAACGCGGGCGAAUACAAAUGUAUAGUCAGCAAUGUACAUGGGACGGUCAUCAAACAGUUCUCUUUGAACGUCUUGAUUCCGCCAUUUAUAUCGGAGUUUGAUAUGUUAGACGUACAGUUGAAGGAAGGCGUUAAUGCGACAUUACAGUGCAAUGCUAGAGGAACGCCACAGCCUACACUUACAUGGACAUACAAGUAUCAAGGAUCACGUUUACGUGUCACGUGCAAAGCUGCAGGGAAUCCGAUCCCCGAUAUACAAUGGAUACAUCAAGGGCUCGUAGUCAGUGAGAAUUCAUACGACAUCGACUAUGCAGAUUUGAUACUUAAUGACGUGCAAUUGGCUCAAAGUGGUGUCUAUACUUGCGUGGCCAGUAACGAAGGUGGUACUCACGAGAAGAAGAUCAAAAUUGAUGUACUUGAGCCACCAAAAAUAUUCCAAGAAUUAUUCCAAAAUGCAAACGUAACAUCGAAUGAAGUUCACCUAGAAGUAAUAUCGGGCCAAUCGUUCUACCUCCACUGCCAUCCUUAUGGAAACCCACAGCCAGAAAUCUACUGGUUCAAAGACGAUUUACCAUUAAAGUUUUUUGAUGAUGCUAUGGUUUCUACGGACUUCGGAGAAGUGGUUGUAGCAAAGAAAGCGGUACAGGAACAGUCGGGAAAUUACACUUGUGUCGCUAGAAAUAAGGUCGGAAAUACAAGCGUGGUUUAUUUGGUCGAUGUUUUGGUCCCUCCGCCAUCACCGAAAGAAUCUACCAAAAAGGUGACAAUUGGCUUUGCAAAGCCACUGGUGUUAACUUGUCCAGCAGUGGGCAGUCCUUCGCCCAGCGUCAUGUGGGUGAAGCAUCCCUAUUCAGAAAUAAGUAGGAAUGAUCGAGUACACCUUACUGAUGAUAAUUUUACUAUGGUCAUAAACAGAACAGAAGUGACGGACGGUGGUAAGUACUCCUGCAUUAUGACAAACAAAGUCGGUACUACAGAGGUUAUAUAUGACGUCACAAUACACAAACCACCGUCCAUUGCUGGUAAUGUUGGCAAUAAUCUUGUGGAAGGACACGUAGUCGCUUUGAAAAGAAGCAUUGUAUUGAAAUGUGAAGCUGACGGACAUCCAAUGCCGAAGAUUACAUGGUUGAAGGACACGCAAAUACUAAGUGAGAGUUUAGCAAACAUACAACGGGUUUUGGGGAACAGUUUGUUGGCUAUAUGGAGCGCUAACGUCAGAGACGCGGGACAAUACAUUUGUGUAGUGGAAAAUGAAGCUGGUACUGCUCAUCGAAGGUACAAUGUUGCAAUACAAGUACCAGCAAAAUGGAGUUCGUGGACACAAUGGACUUUAUGUAAUGUAACCUGUGGAUUAGGAUACCAACUGAGAUCGAGGUCUUGUCACUUUGUCGACGAUAAAAAUAUGACUAUUGACAGUUCUUCAAAAUCAGAGAAAAUAAUUCUUGAUCAAACAGCGUGUAGAGGCCCGACAGUCGAUAAAAGGAGAUGUCAUAUGCCUCCUUGCGAUGUGGACGAAUCAAAGCCCCGCUGGUCGAUGUGGUCCCAGUGGUCGGAGUGUUCAGCAACGUGUGGAGUAGGGACUCAGGCGCGGACCCGACGGUGCAAGACUAAAGCCAAGUGCGAGGGAGAUAAUGUACAGAUAAAGAAGUGUCCGGACUUACCGCUGUGUAGUCCUGCUUUAAACCAAAAUAAUGUUAACGAAGUUACUGAUAACAAUAACAACAAUGAGGACAACAGCGACACUGAUUCUUACCUUCCAGAUCUUACCUAUGAAAUACAGCCAGAAACAAUCAACUCAUAUUCCUCUCCGGACGUCGAAGAAUUUUAUAGCACAUCAGGCUCACAAGCUACAACAGUUUUCUUCGAUGUUAGCGUGACGGAGAAUUUGGAUCACAGUGAUAGAGGACCGUGUGAUCCUGGAUAUAGGCACAAUGCUUCAUAUAAUACUUGUGAAGAUAUAGACGAGUGUCUGUUCGAGACGAACCAGUGUCACUCGACGCAGGUGUGUGUCAACACGGACGGCGCGUACCGGUGCGCCUGUACACCUGGGUACCUCGCACUGGCGGCCGGCCAGAGGUGUCUAGAUAUAAACGAGUGCGAGUUGGAGACGGACGGGUGUUCGCACUCGUGCGUGAAUACAGCGGGCGGGUACGCGUGCGCGUGUCCACGACAUUUGCGCCUGCAUAUAGACAAACAUCAUUGUGUUACACCCGCGUUGUACCGAAGACCGCUCAGCGAGUUAGAGUCUGAAUACCUGAGCACCACAAUAGACUUUCCAACGAAAUACACUAAAACUAUAAGAAAUACUAAAUCUUGACAACUUCUGUGUGGUUUUCCUAGAAAAUAAUUAAAGAUGAAAUGAAAUAUAAUUAUCUGUAAGUAAUUAAUAUACAAUCAAUGUAUAAAUAUUAUCAAAAUUUUAAAUUAACAUUUGUGUUUAAUAGACUCAAAGUCAAACACCUCUUUCUUUUUAAACGCCUGAGGCCUUAGUACGAGUACCUAUGUUUUACGUUUCAAAUAAUCGAAACGAGAUCGCCUUCGGCGCUCUCAUUGGCCGGCUCCAAUAAACUAACCAAUCAGAGCGCCGAACGUGGUCUCGUUCUCGGUAGUCUGUUAGGAAAAUUAAAGUUAUGUAUUUAUUUAAUACUACGGGGAAAUUAUUGUUAGGUGAGUAUUGUUGUAAAUUAUUUUGGAAAUAAAAUA